CUAGUUCCUAACCCACAGGUACUAUACUUUCCCGAUCGUGGAUCUCAAUAAUUUGUAUCCGUAACCAAAACAGGGCCAUGGACUCACCUCCCCACCACAAAUCCGGCCACCACCACCAGCCUAAAUCCUCCUCCGAGCUCUUUUCCAGCGCCAAGGUCCUGGCCGAGGCGGCCCAGGCCACCUUCAGCCACGGAUCCGUCAACAAGGCCAAGGCAGCCGGCGCGGCCUCCGAUCUUCUCGACGCCGCCUGCCAGUACGGUAAGCUGGAGGACGGGAAAUUCGGCCAGUACUUCGAGAAAGCCGAGACUUAUCUCCACCAGUACCAGUCUCCCGGUCACUCCUCCGCUGCCGCACACGGCGGCGGAAAAACCAACGCCGCCGCACACGGCGGUGGAAGCGGUUACGGAGAAUCCGAUGGUGGGUAUGACGAGUACCAGUCCUCCGAUCACUCCACCGCCGCACACGGCGGCGCCAAAACGAACGCCGCCGCACACGGCGGCGGAAGCGGUUACGGAGAAUCUGAUGGUGGGUAUGGCGGGUACCAGUCGUCGGAUCACUCUGCUGCCUACGGCGGCGGUAAAACCACGCAUUCAUCGUCGCAAUCGGGCGGUGGUUACGGCCAAUCUGAAGGUGAGUACGGCGGGUACCAGUCUUCGGAUCACUCUGCUGCCUACGGCGGCGGUAAAACCACGCAUUCAUCGUCGCAUUCGGCCGGUGGGUACGGCCAGUACCAGUCAUCCGAGCACUCCGCCUCCUACGGCGGCGGUAAAACCACACAUUCAUCGUCGCAUUCGGGCGGUGGUUACGGGAAAUCUGAAGGUGGGUAUGGCGAGCACCAGUACCAGUCAUCCGAAAAUUCCUCUGCCGCCGUGCACGGCGGAGGAACCACCGGGCAUUCAUCGGAGCAUUCGGGUGGCGGUUAUGGGCAAUCGGAAGGUGGGUAUGGGGAGUAUUUUAAGAUGGCUGAAGGGUUCUUAAAGAACAGUGGUGGCACGCAUUCGUCGUCGCAUUCGGGCGGCGGUCACGGGCAGUCGGAAGGUGGGUACGGAGAGUACAUUAAGAUGGCUGAAGGGUUAAUGAAGCACAGCAGCGGCGGUGGUCACGGUGAAUCUGGAGGUGGGGGAUAUGGUGAGUACUUUAAGAUGGCUGAAGGGUUCUUGAAGAAGUAGUGAUAAUUGCCCAGUUUAUUAGGUUUGGAUCUUGUGUUAAAACUGUUUGUGGGUGUUUAUGUAUGUUUCUAAUUUCUAUUUGUGUGUGAGUGUUUAAACCGUGAAUAAUUGGAUCUAUUCACACAUGAAAACCCCCAUGAAUAUCUGGUAUUUAAAUUGUAGAAUAUGUGGCAGACUAGUGGCAGUAGAAUCGAGGCUGUGUGCUAAAACCUUGUUAUUUCACACUGUAGUGGUGUAUUUAUUGUGGUUGUGUUGUGGUAGAGAUGUUCAAUUACUAAUCUUUUGUCAGAAA
This is a messenger RNA of Rhododendron vialii, 1461 nucleotides long. RefSeq names its product glycine-rich cell wall structural protein 1.8-like. The coding region runs from base 78 to 1169 and encodes 363 amino acids. The transcript has a single exon. The record is from RefSeq and is a predicted model, not a curated record. Gene Ontology annotation, biological process: response to heat; regulation of abscisic acid biosynthetic process. Lineage: Eukaryota; Viridiplantae; Streptophyta; Magnoliopsida; Ericales; Ericaceae.